AGCUAUUUUUGUUGCUCGAGCGGCGCCGCGCGCAGCGCGGUCGGACGAGCGAUGGACGAGCGAAGAGUGCACCAGCUCGCGUGCGCGGCGGCUGGGGCCGUGGUGGGGGCGGCCGCGGCGCUGCUGCUGCGCCGGCGCUCCGCCGGCGUGGGGCACGGCGGCGAGGGAGGGCCCCCGGCGGACGUGGUCGUGAAGAUCGGCGGGUCGGCGUGCACCAGGAAGGCGGAGUUCGAGACGCUGCACGCCGAGAACCUCGCGGCAGCGGCGAAGCAGAUCGGGGAGGUGCACAGGUCUGGCAAGCGCGUGGCCAUCAUCCACGGCGCGGGCUCGUUCGGCCACCAACAGGCCAGGGAGUACGGCGUGUCCAAGGGCGUCGGGGAAGGGCCGCUGGCGUACCCGCUGGCCGGAAGGCUGCGCGAGGGCUUUGCGAAGACACGCCUCUCCGUCACGACACUCAACAAGCACGUCAUUACCGCCCUGAUCGAGCAGGGGCUGCCCGCAGUGACCAUGUCGCCGUGCCCCUUCGUCGGCACGGCGAAGAAGAAGCUACCAAGCUCGCGACUGCCCGCCGACGCUGUCGCGGGCGCCAGGGGACUGGUCCGCGCAGGCUUCGUGCCGGUCGUGCACGGGGACGCCAUCCUCGACUGCGAGCAGGGUUGCGCCAUCCUCAGCGGCGACGUCUGGAUGGUUGAGUUCUGCAAGGAGCUGCAGGCGAAGAGUGCGGUGUUCAUCACGGACGUGGACGGGGUGUUCACCAAGCCGCCCUGGGAGGAGGGCUCGCAGCUGGUGCGCGAGAUCCUGGUGGACGGAAAGACAGGCGAGCUGGAGCUCACUGGCGUCGCCACCACGACGGCCGACCACGACGUGACCGGCGGCCUCAGGGCCAAGCUGGAGAGCGCCGCCGAGGUGCUCCUGCGGUCGCCGACCGUGCAGGCGGUCUACAUCGUCCGCGCGGGGAGCGAGUCCGCGGCCCAGGCGCUCCGGGGCGAGACGCCGGCGAGAGGCACUGCGCUGCGGAGGCGCAGGUGAGCCUGCUCGGCUCCCCGGCGCAGCCCCGGCCCCCCGACGGGCGGCCCCCUCUGAGGCCCUGGCCACUCAGCCCUCCUCGUUCGCUGCUCUGCAUCGCUUCGCCCAGAAGCGGCAAGUGAGAGGCCAACAGUUUUCGCCGAGACACCAGCGGCAUGUCGGUAUGGCGCGGGGAAGGAGCGGCCGAAUUCGUUGCGCGUAUGUUUUGAACUGUACUGGUGGGACAGCGGUUGAUGUGAUCGUCGCCCAGAUCAGAAACAAAUUCUUCACAUGCGCCGAUCGUUGCUGAAUGGCUCUGAGGAGGACUGCCCUGCCUCGGCUUGCCAGCUAACCAGCCGCUGCCUUCUCUGGAAUGAAUCAUCAUAUUCGAGACCUGCAGACAGAUUUGCAAGUCUCCCGAUCGCGCGUGAUGUCCAUCCUGCACUAGCGCACGUGCCUCGGCGUAGUCGUCGUCUUCCUCCUCUGGCACUUCUCCCAGCUCUUCUGAGCGUGGUUCUCUGUGAUGACGCGGCUCUUUAUCACCUCGAAGAGCAUGCGCUG
Molecule: messenger RNA, 1566 nt
Organism: Prorocentrum cordatum
Lineage: Eukaryota; Dinophyceae; Prorocentrales; Prorocentraceae
Source: the annotation of a GenBank genome assembly